Messenger RNA from Coniophora puteana RWD-64-598 SS2, 6703 nucleotides. RefSeq names its product cytoplasmic protein. Gene Ontology annotation, molecular function: guanyl-nucleotide exchange factor activity; small GTPase binding. Gene Ontology annotation, biological process: small GTPase-mediated signal transduction. Gene Ontology annotation, cellular component: plasma membrane; cytoplasm. Bases 44 to 6535 code for a protein of 2163 amino acids. The record is from RefSeq and is a predicted model, not a curated record. NCBI's taxonomy places the organism in Eukaryota, Fungi, Basidiomycota, Agaricomycetes, Boletales, Coniophoraceae. The transcript has 12 exons.
CUGCCCUUGCUCGUCUAAUAGCCUCCUAACCCAACCCCAGUAGAUGGCCUCCACCACAGGCCGAAAGGGUGUCUGGGAGCCCUUACCCCUCAUCGUCUAUGGCUACGCGGUCCACCCUCUCUCCACCUCAAAGCGCGACACGCGUAUCUCCAGCCGCAGUCGCCCACUCUCGACCGUAACAGAGAACUCUACGGAUGAAACUGCAAUACACCGCGAAGUGGUAUCGUUGGAGGUUGGUGAUGAAGUUUAUGUGUUCGAGAAGUACACGCCACGCGGGAAGGAGGUAGAAGGUGUCUGGUACAGAGGCUACGUUGUCUGCACGAACCGGCGACCUCCUGUCACUUGGCCCUCGUCCUCCUCAGAUCCGUCAGUUGCAGCCGUCGCGAAGCCCCUCAAGACUGAAGAUGCACAGCAAGUCUUCCUGGGCAUCUUCCCCGCAUCCCAUAUCUUCGUGCGCGAUGAGCUCGCUGAUGCCGAGGGCCGGCUCCCCGACCUCGUUACCAACAUGAACGCGACCCCCCUAGGCAGUGCCAAUGGCGCAGAUGCCCUUGCCCAGUGGAAGCGAGAUCGCGCUAAUUCUGGCCCUGAACCACCUCAUGUGCGUGACGGUGGGCUUGAAGACGAGCGCAAGUCGUUCCGACUAGGUCCUCCACCCGACCAAGCCAAGUCCUCUCGUGGCGGCGUCCCCGUGUACCCAGCCAGCAUCCGUUCCCCAUCCCCUGACUCCCAAGCGCUCAAACCACUGCCACCCCGCCCUUCUCUCAAGUCCGGAGAUGAAACUGUUUCAGGUUCCACACAACCAAUUGUCGACGAGAUCGCGUCUGCGCUGCGCGAAUGGCAUAGCUUGAUGUUCCAGUAUCUUGCAAGGCGCGACUACAAGCUCUUUCAGACGGUGCGCGGGCAUAUUGAAGCGCUACAUCUUGGUCGCCGCCAGCUCCUCGCGCAAACACUCAGUGCAGACGAGACCGUUAGCCUGCGACGCGACUGUGUCGGUCGUCUCGUCUCAGGGAAUGUCAUUCAGGGACUCGACAUAAUCGUUCGUCACCCAACCUGGGGCGCGCUCGUCACCGUCGACGUUGAAGGCGAGAUUGACCCACGGAGUUGGGUCAGCGCGCCCCGGAUGUACUCGAUGCAAGUUUCGCUCGCAUACAUGGACGUCCAACCGGACAACGUGGCUAACACCUCGCGGCAGACCAUUGGCCAGUCUAUCGACCACUCUUCCCACCCCGUCCCAACCCCCGCUCACCCCGCCUUCCCCGACAUGACGCGCAGCAGGAUCACCUCGCGCCUCGUGAGCACGCUUAACCCGUACCAGCAGGACAAGCCAACCGCAAUCAAAUUUUACCACAUUUUCCUCGAUCUCCGCGCGUUUGUCGCGUCGCUAUGUGCACCCGGUGAAACCGCGGAGCUCUUCUUCUCCAUCUACAAGCAUACCGAGGCGCGCUUUGUCACCGAGGAGUGCUGCAUCAUACUGAACCACAACGGUGUGCUCGCACGCGACCCAAACGCCCGCAUCCGGUCCUUGUUUGCAGACAUUGCACAGAGCGACGCGCAGGACCCAUUGUACCUUGUUUGCAAGAUCGUACGGAGUGGUGCACUCAAUAUGGGACGUAACAUGGGCUCGGGCGCACCUAGCGACAUGGGGAGCCGCCGGCCUUCGGAGUUUUCCAUCGCGGAGGAGCCGGGUAUGCAGGUCCCGCCAACGCCGCCAAGGGGGGCGGGCGCGUAUAGCGAUCAAUCUCAGGCGUUCCGGAGACCAUUUGGAUGUGCAGUGCUGGAGCUCACGCAGCUGACAAAGAUGAUGGCGGAGGGAGUGGAUGUGACGCCGACGCGCGAAUAUGCAAUGCCCAUUUACGUGCCGACGAAUGAGGCACUAUUCUCAAUGCUUCAUCAAGAUAUUAUUGCCAACAAUGUCAAGGAGUAUGAAAAAUCCUCUCGGGCAGAAAUGCUCGCGGUGUCGCUCAAGGUUUUCCAUGGGGACUCACCUACCAUCAUUCGCGAGAACAUGUCCUUGCUGCACAAUAUUCCUGUCACCCAGCGCUUGGGCUUCCCUGACGUUGUUUUCCCGGGCGAUGUGCGCAACGAGCUCUACAUCAAGCUUUGGAGUGGUGACUUUUCGAGUCACGGUGGUGGCGGUGGCUCACGUCUCAGUAUCGCCAAUUUCCCGGGCCGAGGUCAGCAAGCACAAAAUGUCCAGGUCAGCAUCGAAGUCCGCGACUCGAAUGGACACACGAUCGAGAAUGCCAUCUCCAUGGGCGCCAGCGAGCCGAGUGUCACACAGUUCCAUUCGAUGGUCUUCCGCGGGAACAGCCAGCCGACAUUUGGCGAGCUCAUCAAACUCAAUCUGCCGCUGCACCAGGAGACAAACUGGCACUUGCACUUCACGUUCCGGAAUCGCUCUGGCCGGGAGCGCGUCGGUCGAGGAGGUGCCGAUCCAGAUAAACCAUUUGCGUUUGCAUUUUUGCCGCUGUCGUCCACCCAAAGCGCGCUUUUGGAGGACGGGAGUUACACGCUUGUGCUGUAUCGCGGAGAGCGGUCGAUGAUCACACCGGCGGAGGUUUAUCUCAGCGCGACGCCAUGGCUUCUGCCAGGACAGCGGAUAGAACAGCUCGCUAUCCCUCCCGAGUUCUCGCGGUACGCGAUGCCCAUGCGUGACACGGUCACCUUGCGGUCGUCGCUCUGCUCCACGAAAUUUACGCAGAACCCUGUUCUGAUGACACUCUUCCGGUGGGAGCGGGUGACGGAUACAGAGGUGCUUGCAGCAGUGUUGAACAAGUUUACCUUCGUCGGCGAGGGCGAGAUCGUCAAGUUCCUGUCCGACAUUUUCGACUCGCUAUUCGGCAUUCUUACCUCGCAGUACAACCAUGACGGCGAGAUGGACGGUCUUAUCUUCAACGCCCUUGUCACUGUGCUCGGCAUCGUCCAGGACCGUCGGUUCAGCAACUUCCAGCCCGUGCUUGACGUAUAUAUUGAGAAGCACUUCAACUGCCCCACCGCGGCCUCCCAUAUCAUCCGCUGCAUGGACCGUCUUCUCCGCAACCCCACGGGCACCGAGACGGCCCAACCGCUGCGCUCGGCGCUCAAGGUCUGGCACUACAUCUUCAAGUUUAUCACGCGCUCGCGCAAGCUGCAAAAAGACCUCGAGCUCGAACUCGGCAGCGGCGCCGCGGCGGAGCACCUCGAGCAGGCAUUCAAGAAGGAGAUCCGAUCGCACCUGUCGGAGGUGAACCGGAUGAUGACGACGUCGACGCCGCUGUCGAUCAUCGGCACACAAACGAUCGCGUUGCAGAACUUCGCUUCCAUAUUGCCGGAGCUCGCCAAGAUGUUCAACACGAUCGAGCUCGUUCAGUUCGCAAGCAAUUUUGCGUCUGCCGUCUCCGCGACCAAGGGAAAAAUCGUCAUCUGGAAGUUGAUUCUGUAUCUCCAGAUGGUGAAGGGGUUCUUGUUCGAUAAUCCGCAGAGCCGCGCCACGCUCGUACAAGAUGUUGCACUGUGGAUACAGCCGCAUUUUGGGCGGUUUGAUGAGUACACGCAGACAGCAGUGAAUGACUCGGAGAGCGUGCGCGACCAGGCGCGCGUCCAUUGGCUUGAGAGCAUCCGGCUUUGUGUCACCAUCAUGGCAGUGAUGCUGGACAAGCUUCAGCAGCAGCUUGUUUCGUCUUCCGUACUUGCGGACCGGGUUUUGUAUCAGCAAGAACAGCAGAAUGUGGAGUUCAUGCUUAUGCUCGUUCCAAGAUUACUUCAGUCUUACCGCGAAUUCCAAGAUCCUGCCAACCACCGCGCUGUCGAACGCACAAGAGAGGCUACUACUACUAUUGCAUCGAUCCCUGUUACCUUUCCCGAAUCCUAUCCCUUCUCGCUCAUGGCUCUGCUUCCCAAUGCUCCUCGCAACGCAAUUAGCAUCUCCCUCACCGCAGAAGAAAAUUCAAUAUUCAACCCUGGUCUCGGCGAGAGUGCCGUCGUCUUUAUGUCGCUCGUGCUCUCGGCGCCUGCGAAGCACUUGCACAAUUUCCUCGAGGAAUACUUCCAAAUUCAGCGUAAAGAUAACUUUGCCAACUUCCUCUCGCAGUUCUUCAAGGUCGCAACCUCCAUCCUCAACAACGAGGCGUUCCCGUCGAGCUGGCUGAACAUCAGCGUCCUCAUGCACAAAGUUUUCAUCAAGAUGAUGGACCCCGUCGCAGCGAUUCUCAAGGAAACGUUUAUCCCUGCUCCGUAUAGCGAGGACUCGUUCAAGGAGGACUUGUGGAGGGAUGCAUUCUAUAUGCUCUUUAAGCUGCUUUCGUCGGAUCAGCUGGUGAUAGAGGAUUUCAGUCCGCAGAAACGCAGAGCCGUAUGGCGGCUGGGUGGAGAUAUUCGGGGAGAAGGUGCCGAUAUCCUGCUCCGUUUGUGGGAGGCACUGGCAUGGCCAGAAAGUCAGCCAGAAGAAGAGGCGGGCAUACCUCCCGGGGCGUAUCAAGCCGUCCUAAGCUCACUUAUUGGCCAAGUUGUCAACCUCUGCUUCAGUCAUCACGAGUCUCUGCGUAAUAACGGCGUGGGCAUGCUGUACGGCAUGAUCAUCGCGGACUACCAGCAAUUUGGCCACUUCAAUGAUAUUGAGACGGAGCUAGUCAAGAAGCUCGACUCGCUGUUCAUGUCACAUUCCAAGGGAGACGACAUUUCGCGCUCAUUCUUCAUCGCCCAUUUGCGUCAUCUCUUUGAGUCGGAGGAGGUUGAUGAGAGUUUACGUGAUCACGUAGCGAAUUUCUUGGGCUCAGUGGACGCGUUCCUCAAGCUUCUGCUUAGCGUCAGGAGACUACCUGAAGGCGAAGAAUUCUUUGAUGAUCGCGUCAUUGCUACUCUGCGCUUAAUGAACUUUGUCCGUGAAAUAGGUCGCGAGGAGAUGUAUAUCAAAUAUGUUCACCAGCUCGUAAACACCCAUCUCCAGGCCCAGAACUAUGUCGAAGCCGCGCUUACCCUCAAACUCCACUCUGAUCUGCACGAAUGGGAUCUUCAUACGUUUGUUGGUCCGAUGGAGGAUUUAGGGUUGCCACAGCAAUCCCACUUCCACCGAAAGGAAACGCUCUGCCUCCUUAUUUUGGACUACCUUGGAAAAGGAAAAGCAUACGAAACUGCCAUUGAAAUAUGCAAGGAACUGGCCCAACAGCACGCCGAGGUCACAUUCAACUACGCUCGUCUUGCAGAGAUUUUGCGACAUCAAGCAGCACUGCUGGAGCAUAUUAUCACCGACCAGCGCUACUAUUCGGACUACUUCCGAGUUGCGUUUUAUGGCGAAUUCCCUGAUGCCCUUCGGAACAAGCAAUUUAUUUAUCGUGGCUAUGAGUGGGAGAAAUUCGGGGCCUUUUGUGAGCGCAUGCUUGGAAAGCAUCCUGGCGCCCAGCUGCUCAAGACCAUCGGCGACCCCCCUCCGGACAUUAGGUUCGGUCACGAUCAGUACUUACAAUGCACAGCAGUGGUUCCGGAGCCGGACAGAACAUUGCCCAUUUUCACGAGUCCCGAUGUGCCUCUCGCGAUUCGCAAUUAUUAUGAACAUAGUGCUAUCAACACGUUCAGCUGCUCACGGGAGAUCGUCAAGCCUGGCAUCGACGGUGCAGAGGAGAUCUGGGUGGAGAAGACGAUGUUCACUACUGAGCAAGCUUUCCCGACUGUCCUCAGGAGAUCCGAUAUCACCGAGAUUUCGCUCGUCGAGACCUCGCCUGUCGAGGUCGCCCUCAAUGAUAUUGAGACGAAGACCCGAGAACUGGCUGCUUUCCAUCUCAAAUACUCGGCCCAUGCGAAGACUGCUCAAGUGAUUUCCACCAAUGCUCUGUCAAUGUGUCUCAACAACACGGUUGAUACCCCACCCGACAGUGGGGUCGUGGCGUACCGCGAGAUGUUCUUGGACUCGAACUAUGUUGACAAGUUCCCGAGCCGGGCUGAGUUCGUGGGCAAACUAAAAACAGCGAUUGAUGACCAGGCCCAGGUCAUCUCAAGUUGCUUGAAACUCCAUGGUCAGUUAUGUCCUCCUGAGAUGCAGCCUUUCCACGAUACGCUCGACAAAUUCUUCCGGAAGAACUACGCAGAGGAGAUCAGACGAUUGCGUCUAGACGAGUCAAACACUACAGAGCUUCCUUUGCACUUCGCGACAUCCACAAUUGGUCACGAGCAGGCUUCCAUCUUCAAUCACCAGCGUGCUCUGUCAAUAUCAUCGCAGCAUACUGGGUCACGCGUUCCGUUGAACGUCGGCCAGCUAAGUCCCCACCACUCGCAUCAACCACCGCUGUCGCCAGCGUCCGUCGUCUCGUCUGCCAAUGCUCAGAACAAGCAAACGCCUCUUCAGAGAAGUCUCACACACCUCGCCCGGCACGGUCUGAACGCCGUCUCUACGGGCAUGCCUGAGCCGGAAGAAAACGGCUCCCCAGGCUCCCCGCGCGACUCGAUGAUCACUGUGGGGAACGGUACGCCGGGUAACGCAACGCCGUCGGUGACCGGUAGCAGUAGUUCGUUCAAGGGGAGGAUCUCGAGAUUCGGGAGCUUGAGCUUCCAGCGCCGGGGAUGAUAGCCACUGCCUUGUUUAUGUUGAUCUGUGCCUUAUUAUGUGUUUAUUAUAGUAUAGUUUAUCAAAUUGCUUCGAAUAUGAUCUAGGGAGGUAGUAGUGUACUUGUUUCUGCCGUCAUGUCAUAUAUCCCUUAACGGAUACCCGAGUGCUUAUUGUUGCUGUGCCGCC